Dictyostelium purpureum is the source of this 390-nucleotide messenger RNA. RefSeq lists its product as uncharacterized. The record is from RefSeq and is a predicted model, not a curated record. Bases 1 to 390 code for a protein of 129 amino acids. Lineage: Eukaryota; Evosea; Eumycetozoa; Dictyosteliales; Dictyosteliaceae. The transcript has 2 exons.
AUGGCACAACAAAUCAGGAGACAACAACCAACUGAUAGGGAAUAUUAUGCAAUAUCAUACGAUAUUUCAACACCCCAUGAACUUGGUGGUACUGCACACCAUCUUCCUGUAGACCAUGUACAAAAGUCAAUGUACCAAAAAGAAUGUUCUCUCGCUUAUGCUAUGGAUGUUGCCUACACUCUUCCUGUAACACCGGGGUUAACAUGGUUAAUGUGCCCUUGUAUUGAUGCAUCGCAUCUUAGUAGAAUGAUCACCGCUGAUAAUAUGGCUCCAUUUGAAUAUGUAGAUGAUGCUCCUGUUGAAAAUCAACAUAUUAAUCAAGAGAUUGAGCAAGAUUUAAAUAACGCAAUCCAACAAAUGAAUAUUAAUAACGAUCAAGUAAAUAACUAA